AUGCUCAGCAAGGUGAGAAGGCGGGUAACAGCAGCCAUCUGGCGGGGGGCUACCCUUUUGUUCCUUCUGUGCCACCUGGGUUAUGUGUGGGGGCAGAUCCGAUACCCGGUCCCGGAGGAGUCACAGGAGGGGACUUUUGUAGGGAAUGUCGCCCAGGAUUUCCUGCUGGAUACCGAGAGCCUGGCAGCUCGCAGGCUGCAGGUCGCUGGCCAGGUGAACCAAAGACACUUCCGUGUGGAUUUGGACAGUGGCGCCCUGCUCAUCAAGAACCCGAUCGAUCGCGAGGCACUGUGCGGGCUCAGUGCCAGCUGCAUCGUGCCCCUGGAGUUUGUGACUGAAGGGCCUCUGGAAAUGUACCGAGCCGAGGUGGAGAUCGUAGAUGUGAACGAUCACGCCCCCCGGUUUCCGCGGCAGCAGCUGGACUUGGAGAUCGGGGAGGCGGCUCCCCCAGGACAGCGCUUCCCCUUGGAGAAGGCGCAGGACGCAGACGUGGGGAGCAAUUCCAUCAGCAGCUACAGGCUGAGCUCCAAUGAACACUUUGCCCUGGAUGUCAAGAAGCGCAGUGACGGCAGCCUGGUUCCCGAGUUGCUCCUGGAGAAGCCGCUGGACCGUGAGAAACAGUCCGACUACCGCCUGGUGCUGACAGCGGUGGAUGGAGGGAAUCCCCCGAGGUCCGGUACCGCGGAGCUCCGGGUGUCGGUGCUGGACGUCAAUGACAACGCCCCAGCUUUCCAGCAAUCCAGCUACCGGAUCAGCGUGCCCGAGAGCGCGCCCGCUGGCAUGCUGCUCAUUCAGCUUAACGCCUCCGACCCGGACCUGGGUCCCAGCGGUAACGUCACCUUUUCCUUCAGCGGCCACACCCCUGACCGCGUGAGAAACCUUUUCAGCCUGCACCCCACCACCGGGAAGCUCACGCUCCAGGGGCCCCUGGACUUCGAGAGCGAGAGCUACUACGAGUUUGAUGUGCGCGCCCGUGAUGGGGGCUCUCCAGCCAUGGAGCAGCACUGCAGCCUCCGGGUGGACCUCCUGGAUGUGAACGACAAUGCCCCUCAUAUCACCGUGACUUCAGAGCUGGGGACGCUCCCUGAGAGCGCAGAGCCCGGCACAGUGGUGGCCCUCAUCAGCGUGCAGGACCCAGACUCUGGCUCCAAUGGGGAUGUCAGCCUCCGAAUCCCAGACCACCUGCCUUUUGCCCUCAAGUCUGCCUUCAGGAACCAGUUCUCCCUGGUCACGGCUGGGGCCUUGGACCGAGAGGCCAAAUCCAGCUAUGACAUCCUGGUCACUGCCUCUGAUGCCGGCAGCCCUGCUCUGAGCACCCACAGGACCAUCUUCCUCAAUAUCUCUGAUGUGAAUGACAACCCGCCCUCGUUCUUCCAGAGGUCACAUGAGGUGUUUGUUCCUGAGAACAACCGCCCAGGGGACCUGCUUUGCUCCCUUGCAGCCUCCGACCCGGACUCCGGCCUCAAUGCACUCAUCUCCUACUCUCUCCUGGAGCCCAGAAAUCGAGAUGUGUCGGCUUCUUCUUUCAUCUCCCUGAACCCUCAGACAGGAGCUGUUCAUGCCACCCGCUCCUUCGACUAUGAGCAGACCCAGACGCUGCAGUUUGAGGUGCAGGCCCGAGACCGGGGCAACCCACCCCUCAGCAGCACGGUCACGGUCCGGCUGUUCGUGCUGGACCUCAAUGACAAUGCUCCAGCGGUGUUGCGCCCUCGGGCCAGGCCUGGUUCCUUGUGUCCCCAGGCACUGCCUCCAUCGGUAGGUGCCGGCCACCUGGUCACCAAGGUGACUGCCGUGGAUUUGGACUCAGGCUACAAUGCCUGGGUCUCCUAUCAGCUCCUGGAGGCUCCAGACCCCAGUCUGUUUGCUGUCUCUCGCUAUGCUGGGGAGGUGCGCACGGCUGUCCCCAUCCCCGCAGACCUCCCGCCCCAGAAGCUGGUCAUUGUGGUGAAGGACAGCGGGAGCCCUCCACUCUCUACCUCUGUCACGCUCCUAGUGUCCUUAGAAGAAGACGCUCACCCGAUUGUCCCUGAUCUUCGAGAGUCUUCGGCUCCGAGGGAAGGAGAGUCCCGACUGACCCUCUACUUGGCUGUAUCCCUAGUGGCCAUUUGCUUUGUCUCCUUUGGUUCCUUCGUGGCACUGCUCUCCAAGUGCUUACGAGGGGCUACCUGUGGAGUGACCUGCUUUCCUGCUGGCCCCUGUGGCUGCCUCAGCCGACCCCGGAGGAGGGAGGGGCUCCCUCCUUCCAGUGGGAUCCUCCGCAUCCAGCUAGGGUCAGAUGAUCCUAUCAAGUUUGUGGAUGUGGGAGGCCACUCCCAUGGCUGCACGCCCUUGGCUUCUGCACCCACUCGGAGUGAUAGCUUCAUGAUGGUGAAGUCGCCUAGUGCGCCUAUGGCAGGGGAGCCCGUUCGCCCGAGCUGCCCACCCUCUGAUCUUCUCUAUGGGCUAGAGGUGAGACUUUCGCAGACUUGGCCAGUGCUAGAGGGUUGUUUGGAUCCAGGUCCAGGUCCGGGUCCCGCUCGAUGAGAGGACUGGCCUCCCUGCACUAGCCUAUGGUGAUGUCACGGUCAUGCGAGCGCUAAUUCUGUGGUGGAUCUUUGUGCUUUACAAGUCUGUGGUGAAU
Messenger RNA from Ochotona curzoniae (black-lipped pika), 2620 nucleotides. RefSeq names its product protocadherin gamma-C4. Gene Ontology annotation, cellular component: plasma membrane. Gene Ontology annotation, molecular function: calcium ion binding. Lineage: Eukaryota; Metazoa; Chordata; Mammalia; Lagomorpha; Ochotonidae. Gene Ontology annotation, biological process: homophilic cell-cell adhesion. The record is from RefSeq and is a predicted model, not a curated record. The coding region runs from base 1 to 2523 and encodes 840 amino acids. The transcript has a single exon.